UUUUUUUUUAUUAAAAUAUUUUUUCCCCCCAAAGUCCUCCUCGUACCUAAGCGGUUAAUUAAAUAUCUAAUUUGUUCUAAGAAAAUAAUAAUCGCUAUAGUGUUUUCUUUUUCGCGCGUGUGUGUCCCCUGUGAGUUCCGAAUAUUCCUCCUACCGACCUGUUCUGUUAACGCGGCUGCCGACCGCCGCCAUAGCGCGCCCCCGAAGCCCCGUGUUAUGCACUGAACGCCAGCCGACCGCGCCACAAUGGCCGCCGCCGCAGUGGAAAUCAAACCGAAUUUCGUCAAAGGCGUCGCCUGUUUCAUCAGCGAUUUAUCGUACCGCGAGGCAGUGGAAAAUUCCGUAAAUUACAACACGAGACUAUGCAUCGAACGUCGCAUGAGGAUGCCGUUUUUAGACACGCAAACGGGCGUCGCACAAACGCACUCGAGCCUUUUGAUGCACGAGCGGCAACGGAUGCCCGGCAUCGGCACCGGACAGAUUUACACGUACCCGUCGAAACGUUGGCGGAAAAAACGUAGACAAUACCUGCUGAAUUCGUGCAACAGCGGCUCUGUCAAUGCGUCCGUGUUCAACAACUCGUCGGGAAAGCGCAAAGAAUCCGGUCUCAACAGCGGCGGCGAUUCGGGCGACGCCAGCUCGUUCAACAUAGAUUUGCACACGGGCGACAGCCAAAACGCGAUAUCCAACAACGAGGACAGCAAAGACAGUCUGGCGACCAGCACGAUUGUGCCCAAAGACGAACAGUCGAGUCAAAACAGUUCCAGCAAUCCCAAAGUGUCGGAUCAGUGGUACUACGACGAAUUCGAAAUGCAAGAAAUGGAAGGGUUCGAAGAGCCCGACGCCGAUUCGGAUUACGAUUACGAGGAGAGCUAUACGAAACGGAAAAAGCGAAAGGGCGGCAAGCCGGGACGCAACAGCGCCAACAACGAGGGAACGUCCAGUCGUCGCAGCGUCAAGGGUUCGACGUCCGGAAGAGGCAGAAAGAAAGGCAUGAGCAGCAGCGCAUUCAUGGACAUGCAGGACCCGGACAAACCGUACUCGUGUGACCUGUGUGGAGCUCGGUACAAGACCCGUCCCGGUCUGACUUAUCAUUACACCCAUUCGCACAAGGAUAAACCCGCGGCCGCGGCCGCGGCGGCGGACGAAGAGGCCAGCCAAGAGGGAGGUCUAGGCUCGUCCACGCCCGUGUCUCCGCAAACGCAGCAGCAGUCGCACCACCAUCAUCCGUUCGAACAGCAACCGCAACAGACUACAACAGGUCCGUCGAGCAGCGGCAACAACAGCUCGUCCGCGUCGUCGCCGACGCCUCACUCGUCGAAACGCAUGUCGGCCAGAAUGUCGCACAACAACAUGCUGCUGAACACCUCGCCCGUGGUGCUGUUGAACGCCAACGACGCUGCCACCGGCGCAGCAGCGUAUUCUUCGUCGUCGUCGUCAUCGUCGUCGGCACCGACCCCGUCAAAAGCCGGCGGCAACAAGCCGGUGCCCAGAGAAGGCUACGGCAAGGGCAAAGCCGCCGCCGGAGGAGGAGCCAACAAAUCCAUUAACCCAUCACCUUACUGCGACUUCUGUUUAGGCGACGCAGUGUCCAACAAGUCCGGUCAACCGGAAAUAUUGAUUUCCUGUUCAGAUUGCGGCCGUUCAGGGCAUCCGACUUGUUUGCAGUUUACGGCCAACAUGAUCAUAUCGGUCGGCAAAUACCGUUGGCAGUGUAUCGAGUGCAAAUGUUGUUCCAUUUGCGGCACAUCCGACAACGACGAUCAACUUUUGUUCUGCGACGAUUGCGACCGCGGCUAUCACGUGUACUGUUUGACGCCGCCGUUGACGUCGCCGCCCGAAGGAUGUUGGAGCUGCAAAUUGUGUAUAAAAGAAUUCCAUUCGAAUUAGACCACCUGGUUGCGGCGGUGUUGUCCUUGCGACCGACAAAAAAAAAAAAUCAUACCUUUUGUUUUAUAAAGUUGACUCCUCUUAUGUUAUUAUUUUUUUAUAUGAAAUCAUUUCCAAACCUCUUAUGUGGUUAUGUAUGUGUGUGUGUGACCGUCGUCCUCUCGAGCACAAACCAAAAUUAAAAAAAAAAAAUAGUCCUUAAGAUUGUGUUUAAUAUAUAAUUUUUCCCCCCCACAAUCGGCAGGUUCAACCGCCGCCGCGUAUGUCUUAGAUGUUUAAGGUCCCCGUCAGUAUUACGAUUAUUCUUAAGUGUCUUUGUGUUUAUUUAUAUGUGUAAUUUUUUUUUUUUUUUUGCCCUUUCGGCUCGAGUACACAGCAGUAUUUUUUUUUUUAAUCGUUAAUUUAUAUUUUAUACAUUCGCCGAUUCAAACGGAACGUUUAUCUUUUAUUACGUGUACUUAUUAUUAACGUGUUUCGUAAAAUCUUUUUAUCGUACUAUCGACAGUGAUUUAAUAAUUAACCUUAUAUAUAUGUGUGUGUGUGUGUGUGUGUACGUAUUUAUAUAUAAAUUUUUUUUUUGUAUUUUGUCUUAAACGUAACAAUUAGUGUUUUUGUGUAUACGUAUAGAAACGUGUGAGUUUUUUGUGACUAUUUAACAGAAAUAUUUUUAAAAUUAUUUAUACCAUUUCUUUUUUUUUU
This is a messenger RNA of Adelges cooleyi (spruce gall adelgid), 2589 nucleotides long. Its product is annotated as zinc finger protein ubi-d4 B-like. Gene Ontology annotation, cellular component: nBAF complex. The transcript is spliced from 12 exons. The record is from RefSeq and is a predicted model, not a curated record. Gene Ontology annotation, biological process: nervous system development. Bases 247 to 1890 code for a protein of 547 amino acids. NCBI's taxonomy places the organism in Eukaryota, Metazoa, Arthropoda, Insecta, Hemiptera, Adelgidae.